This is a messenger RNA of Triplophysa dalaica, 5134 nucleotides long. RefSeq names its product ankyrin repeat and sterile alpha motif domain containing 1Ab (gene anks1ab). The record is from RefSeq and is a predicted model, not a curated record. The transcript has 12 exons. Gene Ontology annotation, cellular component: cytosol. The coding region runs from base 499 to 2085 and encodes 528 amino acids. NCBI's taxonomy places the organism in Eukaryota, Metazoa, Chordata, Actinopteri, Cypriniformes, Nemacheilidae. Gene Ontology annotation, molecular function: protein binding.
UCUGGCAUGUUAACCCAGCGAGGUGCUUCUGAGCUUGGAAUGAGCCGCGGAUGGAUUAGCGGGAUACUCUCUGACACGCUCCGCACCUGGGCGGGAAGACGAGAUGGGGUCCGGUCCGGUUUGAGGGUCUCUCGUAGUGAAUUCAUUGUCGUGCUUCUUUUCCAGGAUUUCUCCUGUUAGGCCUCACGGAGAGCGUGUAGAGUAAUGCGGGGAGCGCUUCCUUGCGACCUUCUCGUAGCAUCUCAGAACUCCAAGCCAAAAGCUUCUGUUGAUCAGCUAUUCGCUCAAAUACACGAAAGUUGACGUUGCCACCUCGUGUUGAAUCAUCUCCCGUACUUGACUUCGUUCUUUAAAGGUCUACCUCCACACCGGCGUUCAGCCUGACCCUCGCCUCGCCCAGUCGCUCGUUUGGUGGGUUUCUCUGUGGUUGGGGCCGUGGUGUAAGCCUCGACACUGCCUUGCUGUUGUUGCUGCUGUCCUCAGCUCUGCUGGCCGAAGAUGAUGUGGCAAUGCCACAUCUCGGCCUCCGAGUGCCGCUGCUAUCGGCUGAACGGUUUCUCGCUGCUGAAGCGUCCUCCUCUGUCGACAGAUGCAGAGGGGAGCCGCGUGCUGGAGCAGUCGGUGGGGGAGUGGCUGGAGCACGUGGGCUUCCCUCAGUACGAGAGCAGACUGGUGCUCAACGGCUUCGAUGACCUGCGCUUCAUGGGGAGUAACGUAAUGGAAGAUGAAGAUCUUCGUGAACUUGGCAUCACAGAUCCAGGUCACCGGAAGAAGAUCCUUCAUGCGGCUAAAAGCUUUCCAAAGGUGAAAGCUCUGGGAUGUGAUGGCAGCACGUCUCUGUCUUCAUGGUUGGAAACUCUGGGUCUUUUGGAAUAUCUGCACAACUUUCUGUCCAGUGGUUACAGGACUCUGGACUGUGUGAAGAACCUGUGGGAACUUGAAAUCGUCAAUGUGUUAAAAAUCGGUCUGCUGGGUCACAGAAAAAGAAUCAUCGCCUCAAUAGCGGAGCGUCCGUAUGAAGAAGCCCCUUCAAAAUCCAACCGCUUUUCCCAGCUCAAGAUUCAGGAUCUGUUGUCUCAGAACACAUCAUCACUGGGAUUACUGGACUCGUACACCAGCCGAUCGAUGGACAUGCUGCUUCCUCUGGGUGAGUCGGGACGAAAGAGUCGAGCGCUGGACCACGACGGCACCAUCUCACUCCGCUCAUUCGGUGAAAGAUCACGAUCACACGAUCGGCAAGCAGAUCGUCAGUCUCGCUUCAGUCUCCGUCCGACCAGUCAAUCCGCCACAUACACCACUGUGUCCACCUGGCACCAUCAUCCUGACAAACUCAUCACAGAGUCGUGUGUCUAUGAGGCCCGAUAUUUGGGCUCUGUGAUCAUUCGAGAUCUUCGAGGGAUCGAGUCUACGCAGGAGGCGUGUACUAGAAUACGGAAAUCUAAAGAUCACCGGAAAGGUCCCGUCAUCGUCCUGCACAUCACUUACAGAGGAGUCAAGUUUGUUGAUGCUGCCACCAAGGCUAAAGUCGCAGAGCACGAGAUCCAGAACAUCUCGUGUGCCGCGCAGGAUCCUGAUGACCUCUGCACAUUCGCCUACAUCACAAAAGAUCUGAAGUCUAGUCAUCACUUCUGUCAUGUCUUCACCACUGUAGAAGUGACGCAGACGUAUGAGAUCAUUCUGACUCUGGGACAAGCGUUCGAGGUGGCCUAUCAGAUGGCUUUACAGGCGCAGAAGUCCCGGCGGCACAGUUCCUAUGCAGGUCCAGCCACAGAAAAUCAAGAAGCCAAGAGCAGUCGACCCACGUCUCAAUCCCGCAGCAGCACACGUCGCACGCCAGGUGCACCUGUGCUUGAAUCCCGCUGCUGUUACUGUCACACGUGCUCCGCCCACCGCCCCUCCUACCUUCCGCUGCCCUCCCUCAGCCCUGGAGUUCAGUCUUACUCUCCGCUCCUCCUCCAGCGUCACAUGGAUCUUCUGGAGCCCGAGACGGACCUGCAGUCGUCGGGCAGCACCAGUUGGCUCUUCGAACCCCGAGACUCCUCCAGACCCUCGAGUAGCACCAAGUACGAGACCACCAUAUUCUGAUCCGAUCCCCCCUGCCGUCCUGAAUCAACCCUGCGUCCCGUGAACUCUAGUGCCCCGUGCCUUCUCACUGUGAUGUGUAGCCUCCCUCAGGGCAAGACUGCUCUCCCGUCCCCGCUCCUGCCUGCGUUUCCCUCUCGGAGAACCCCAAAUCUGCACCUUCCCUUUCCGUCUAUCUGACCGACGAGCGGCGUAUAACCAGCCUUCUCUAACUCUUCCAUCACCAUCAGAACCGCCUCAGAAAGCUUCCCUGUUUUCUAGAUCACGCUGAAUGUUUACGGUUCGCUUCCUCGUGUCAGAGGGCUCUCUGUCAUAACCGCCGAACUCCUGCGGGUGGCUUGAACACUUGUAGCAUUUCUUCAUGUCGGCAGGACCAGUCGAUCCACAAACUGCAGCAGCAAUACCAACACAGUUUCUCAUGUUUACAUGCGUUCAUCAUCACGAAUGCGACGGUCCCUGAGCCCUGUAGCACUAGAUCACUUUUCUCCCAUCGCUGGAUCAUAGCACCACACAUUUUCCCCAGCGGUCCUUCACUUUUACAGAAGAUAGAGUUAGAUCGUGUCAGUUUACAUCCAGUGCUUCCUUCUGUCUCAGCACGCUUUGCAGAUCUGAGGAUGAGAGGAUGGCGCCUGUUUACAUUUGCAUUUUAAAUGUGUGGGGAUUUUUUAGAAUUAAAACAUUAUAUUAAUAUCUAGAUUCCCGUUCUGAUGUCUCUCUUAUGGGAAGAGAUUGAUUACGAUGAUCAAAAAACUUCUAGAUUUGUAACCGUGGCAUCACGUAGUAAAUGUGUUUUCAUAUCAUCUUUUCUUCAUUUUGUGAUUUUCUCCACAUUGCAGGAGAUUGAAACAAACAUUUUGGUAAACAUAAGAAGGAUGUGGUCAUUUUUGCUGUAACUGUGAAAAGAGAAUAUGAUGAGGUGAACACACAAGCACUGAAGCUAGAGAGCAGCUGUAGGUUUAUUGUGAAAUGAACCGGAUGUUUAUCAAACUUGAUUUAUUCACAAAUGUUGGAUGAGAUGAUAUUUGAUGUUUUGUUUCGAUGUCCGUCUCGUCUCAAAGGACACGCACACUAUGCAGAUCAAUGUGGUCGUCUCACACAAGUCACAACCGCAUUCUCCAACCAAAUUCAGAUCUAAAGAAUCCAGUCUGUGUUUUUAACAUGAAAUCUGCUACAAAUGAAUAAAGACAAGCACAUGUUCUGACCUGAUCGUCUCCACCCGAGUUACUCCCAAAUCCAGGAGUCACUUCUGUCAAACAGACCGAAUGAAUGUUGUUCAUUUUAAGUGCGGUUGUCACUCUUAAAUGGUGUCGUGUGUGUACGUUUGGUUCUUGUUGUGGACAGAAUCAUACGCUUUGCUGAUUCGCUUUGUGACUGUGUUGCACAUCGUCAUUCAUUCUCCCAUCAUUCAUUAUUAUUGUUUGUCAUUGUUUUGUAUCAUUUUCUAACCAAAUUAUCCAAAGAUGCUCCAAAUCCAUUUCACUCGCACCGUCACAUGUUUAAUGUGAUUUUGAUGUGUAUUCUAUCAUGUUGUUAUAUUUGCUAUGUUCUUUGCAUUGUCCUGUCGUGGCUCAGACAGAAUUCCAAUAUAUUUCUCCUUGUGUAGCUGACACCACCUUUCAAGUUUCCGGACACCAAGGUGUGAAUGGAAGGCCAAUCAGGUGAAACAUUGUGUGUGAAUCCAAAUGGGAUGAGAGAAAGAUGAAAGAGAGAGAGAGAUGAGAGAGAGAGAGAGAGAGAGAGAGAGAGGUUAUAGUAGCACUUAACUGCCGUAUGAGAGCGACUGUCCAGAAUAACUUUUACUUAAAAAAAACCUGAUGUGCUGUUGGUGUGAAUAUGAACCUCAAAUACUAAACUCCAAUUCAGCAUGAAUGUGGGUGAAGUUGAAUUUGAGUUUGUCAAACAGUGAAAUGUCCGGCUCAUUAUAACAACCAAUGUAAACAUAUAUAUAUAUAUAUUGCAUGAAAAGAGCCUCUUUUUUUUUUGACAUUUAGAUUCGUUUGUGGCAGAAUCGUGGGAAAAGGGCAUUCUUGCUACUGCAAUACAAAAUAGUUACAGUACAAAAUAUCCUGUUAUGCGUAACAGGAUAAGAUUUUUUCAUGCAUUGUGGUGGUAAUAAUUUGGAUUGAAAAUGUUGGCUCGGACAUUUCUUGCCCAUUUUUGUGAGAUUUCACACUUUAUAUCUUUAAAUGAGAAAAAAGUAAUUUUUACUUCACUGCUGUCCAAAGACAAAAAAAAAGCUGAACUCUGUCCUGAGCACUGUGUGAACAUUUGUGUUCAAUGUUGUCUGUUGAACUUUGGUUUAUUUUAUUCAUCGAGGACUUUGUGAGCGAGCGUCAGAAAACACAGCAAACACGAGCGAGAUCUGUUGAAAACUGCUUGAUGAAGACGUGUGAUGUGUCAGAACUUUGCGAGUCUGUGAUGGAAACAUGUUUAGAAAAGAAUGCUCUAUUUAAAAUCAACUACAAAAAAAGACACUAUUUUCAAACCAGUGGCUGAUGCAAUGUGAUUUACUGUGAAACAGCAGAGAUGUAGCAGAUUUAGGCUAUUGAUUUGCAAUAUGAAGCGAGGAGUCCGAUUUAAUGUCACUUUAUGUUCACGCAUCACAAAGACUCGCUGUCCAAGCGUCACUUUAUAAUUUGAUUUGAUGUGAAUCUGGGAACAUAUGCUGCAGUGAAACCGUCUGACUGAUUUACAGGAAAAAAAAACACAAAACCCCUCAGGCCACAGUUCUUCUCACCACCUUCUCUGAAUUCACUUGAACUACUUUUAGUUUGAGCAAACAUCCAUUGAUGACAUUAGCAGUAUCAUCUCUUUGGCAUGAUGAUGUCAAAAUCCAUGAGGAUCAGGGCUGAACGAAUGCACUUGAACACAGGUUUAAACACCACUGUUGGCCUAUGUUGAAGGUGAAUUAUGAUUAAAAGAUGUCGAUUCCAUGUACUUUCAUUCGGAAUGUUCAUACUGUUCUGUAUGUUCAUUGCAACUAUUUAAGAAACAAUCAUUUGACUGUCUCAAUGCCAUUGAACAAAUAAAUUCAAUUUGAAUUUUUGCUCUA